AUGAUUUCUGCCACUGCAUGGGUUCCAAGGGGUUUUCCCAGCGAAUUCCCUGAAAAGUAUGAGCUGAACGACGAGGAGAUGGCACGGAUCGAAGCUAUGUCCGAACUGCAUCUAGGAGACGCCAGGGCCACGCUUGAAGAGGCUCAGGGCGCCGAGGAAGGCAUUCAGUCGCAGCUGGAAAUAGAUGACGAUCUAAGGGAAUACGAUCUAGAGCAUUACGAUGAUGACGAGUCUGCGGACAUUGAUCCCGACUCUGGAGAAGCUCUCUCGAUGUUCCCAGGAUUAGCUAACAACUCCAGAGCCAAGAUGCACACGGGCGAGGAUGGCCAGGCACACGUGAGUCUCGGAGAUGCGAACAACGAAGACGAAGACGAUGAUGACAUUGAGCUUGCAGAGGAAGAUGAAGAGGAACGCCAGAUGGAGAAGGCCGACCUACAGGUGCUUCCUACAGACAACAUGGUUCUAGCGGCCAAGACCGAAGACGAUGUGUCUUAUUUGGAGGUAUAUGUUUACGAUGAUGGAGCUGAUGAAAAUACUCAUGGAGUGGCCCCAGGUCAUGUGCGUGAGGCCAGUUUGUAUGUGCAUCAUGACCUGAUGCUACCAGCUUUUCCAUUGUGUGUUGAGUGGGUCAACUUCAAGCCAAGAGAGGCUGCAGAUUCGGAAAAUAUUGGCAACUUUGCCGCGAUUGGUACUUUUGACCCCACAAUCGAAAUAUGGAACCUUGACAGCAUUGACAAAGCGUUUCCAGAUGUGAUUUUGGGCGAAACCGACGAGUCGACCGGUGUGCUCUCCAAGAAGAAGAAGAAGACCAAGAAGAAUGCUAAGCAUGUAACCACACACCACACAGAUGCAGUCUUGUCUCUAGCUCAUAACAAGGCAUAUCGUUCUGUACUGGCUUCGACGUCGGCAGAUUCCACUGUUAAGCUAUGGGAUUUGAACCAGUGUGUGGCAGCCAAGUCUGUUGCAGGCCUCCACGGUGGGAAACAUGUCUCGAGUUCCACCUGGGUUCCUGAAGAGGGGUCAGUGCUUUUGACCGGUGGAUAUGAUGGGUUUGCAGCCCUUUCUGAUGUGAGGAUCGAGGGUGAUUCCGGAGUCAAGCGCUGGGGCGUUAACGGAGAAGAUGUAGAGACCGUCACAUGGGCCAGAGACUCACAGUUUUAUGUGGGAACCGACCACGGAAAUGUCUACUGUUUCGAUGCUCGUGGAGAGGACAAGCCAGUUUGGACCCUGCAUGCUCACGAUUCCGGAAUCACGAGUUUACAGUCUAAUUCUGCGGUUUCUGGAAUGAUUCUCACCAGUGCUAUGUCCGAUAAAGCGGCCAAACUGUGGAAGGUCCAAGGAAAUAAACCUUCGAUGAUUUUAAGCCGCGACUUUGGCGUCGGAAAUGUCUUGACAGCCUCUUUUGCGCCUGAUCUCGAGGUUGCCGGAAACGUUGUGAUUGGAGGAGCCACAGCCCAAGGGUUGACUAUGUGGGAUGUAUUCAGCAACCGGUCUGUGAGGGCUGCGUUCAAGGAACCUCUUGCCGAAUUACAGGCGCUGGCAGCCGACAAGGCGAGCCAGAGCGGCUCGAAGUCGAGAUUGGCAAGCAAAUACAGAGGUGAUUUUGACGAGGUGGUUGUGGUUGUUGGGCAGGACGAUGAAGAUGAUGAUGACGAGGAAUAG
Molecule: messenger RNA, 1662 nt
Organism: Kuraishia capsulata CBS 1993
Lineage: Eukaryota; Fungi; Ascomycota; Pichiomycetes; Pichiales; Pichiaceae
Exons: 1
Coding region: 1-1662 (553 amino acids)
Biological process (GO): rRNA processing
Cellular component (GO): nucleus
Molecular function (GO): protein binding
Source: RefSeq, a predicted model, not a curated record